Molecule: messenger RNA, 1510 nt
Organism: Cucurbitaria berberidis CBS 394.84
Lineage: Eukaryota; Fungi; Ascomycota; Dothideomycetes; Pleosporales; Cucurbitariaceae
Exons: 1
Coding region: 440-1327 (295 amino acids)
Source: RefSeq, a predicted model, not a curated record
UGUCCCCAGGACCCUCCUUCACCCACUUCUCUCAACAUUUCUCCAUCUUCCGUACACCCAUUUCGCAAAUCUCGCCUUCGACUACCGUUUUCGUCUCACCGACUGCCUCAGCCUCGUUGCCCUAUUCUACCAACCCGACCAAUCCUGUCUCGAGCUGCUUCAGCCUUCCAGUUGCCCUUUUCGCCAAGUCUCCGAACAGCCAACCAUGUCCGACUACGUCGACCACGAUAUGCAGUACGCACCCUUCGAGGAUGAGCUGUCCGAUGUCGAUUGGACUCGGCAGUAUGAGGAGGUCAUGAGUGAGCCUUGGCUCCAGUUUGACGACUUCAAUUGGAGUGCCUGGGACCAGGGUGCUGAGGCGCCCCCAGGUGACAGGUGAGUUUAAAAAAAGACAUGAGCUAACAAAAGGGCAAGAAUUUUGAAGGAUACCAAUUGGGCAAUGGAGGCCCGUCCUUCCAAUGAUUCCUUGAUGAGGUCAACGCUUUCGAAAGGGUUACAUGCUCCAGCGCCAUUCGGGCAGAAUGUUCUCGAUCCACCCACUCCGAAUGACCUAAUCGUUUGUUCUGUCAAAGGAUGUAUUUCCAAACCGUUCAAACGCCAAGCCGAACUAAAUCGACACAUGAAGAAACAUGAAGGCAAGACGGACUAUCCUUGCCUCGCGGUAGGCUGCAAGAGAACCGGAACCCAAGCCUUCACGCGACCCGACAAGUUGAAAGCCCAUGUUAUUGCGGGUCACCACGACGAUGAUCUCUUCAAGUGCUACAAACCUGAUUGCAGCGUCGAACUGCCCCGGGGUGUAUUUGCCUUGCAUUAUAGUGACUGGAAUAAUGGUCCCAUCGGAGAUGUAUUCUAUUCGCUGCGUGAGAUGCGCAAAUGUCCCAUUCCGAAAUGUACGUUUUGGCUAAUACGUACGUAUUGGUCACAGUCCGAACAGUACGGCCUCGAGGAUCUACAAGCCCACCUUCUCGAAAAGCACGAUGCGAGAGGAAGGGCAAACUUUGCUGGACUACUCAGACAGGCCGGAUAUGACUCCAUCACUGCUGAAGUCAUGUGUCCUAUCUGCCCUACGAACAAUCGUUUCGCCCGCCAUGAGGACUUUUACGCACAUUACUUCCUGCAACACUUCCAUGGACCGAUUUGUGAUGAUCAUUCUGAUGCAUCGUGUCCCGACACAUGUCAGGGGCGUGAAGACUAUUGGCGACUUACACAUUCGUCAUCUAUCCCGGAGGAAGUUCGUCAACACCGUCGCACGAUUCUCAGUAUUUGGCCUGCCUUCCCCAGAUCCUCUGUUUGGAAUGAUGUGAGGUGCCAGAGCAAACAGGAAUGAUCCUCGUCGUAGCCUCUGUACACUUUCUGUUGGAAUUUCAGAUCAAUGUCGGGUAUUACUUCAUUUCCCACUCCGGUCGUUAUAUCCUGUCGACUUUGCUACGCUCAUGUGUUUCUUUCAUUGUAUCUUCCUCUGUCAUUGUAUGUUAUCUCCUUAGAUAGAAAGAAUCCAACUUCGUACGCU